AUGGAUGAUCUCAACAACUUGAUUUGGGGCAACUCUGGCAUAGAUAAGGCCAAAAAUCCGAAGAGUAGUUCUACUCCAUUAAAUGCCCUACGAGGUCAAUCAAAUAUUUCCUCGACAGAAAAAACCUCAAUUCUCUCAUCCAACAAAACCUUAUCGACCUCUCCAAAUCAAUCCAUUUUCCGUAAUCAAGCAAUCAAUCCAAAUUCUUCCGUAUUCAACUCCACCGCAAGCUCGCCAAAUUACUUUGUAUCAUCGAUCAAAAGUAGCAGUUCGUCCGGGAGUUCCCCUUUCAAUAAAUCUCCGGUCGAUUCUCCAAAAAUAAUUCCUACCACAAAUAAUACCGAAGCUUUUGACAAUAUACUCCCGUUCAACAAAAAACAGCAAAAUUUAUCCUUGAUCGAACAACUUAAACUACAAGAGCAGGAACAGCGUCGUAAAGAAGAGGAAGAAAAUAAACGCUACAAUGAACACUAUGAUCAAACAGACUUUUGGGAUUCUUUGGAAAACAAGGGAACAAGGAAUGUCAAAAUUAACGGAAAUUCAACCGCAAGUGAUUUGCGGAAAACCCCGUCUCGACAAGUGGAUCUGUUUGAUGACUUUUUGAUGCCUUCAAAUGAUUUAAAGAGAACUGAAUCAGAUUCUUCCAAUAAAAUGGACAAACUUUAUUCACAACCAAACAUAUCAUUGGGUAACGGUCGUAAAAAUGUCGUUAUACCAGAUACUGCCAAUAAAAGUUCUGUAUCGGAUGAUUUGCUCGAUUUCGGAAUUUUUGAACAGGCCCCUAAAUCAUCUCAUGAAACUUUAGAAGAGAAAGUCGCGGAUAAAGUGGAUCCAUUCCAUACUACUGAUAAUAUAAGUCUCACAGGAUCACGCGAUUCCAGCAUAAUUUCAACUCAAAGGAGUGUGAAUAUUCAUAAAGAUCAUUUGGUUGCACAAAUUGUUGAUAUGGGAUUUUCCGCUGGCGAAGCUGAAACCGCUCUUGCUGCCACUUCCAAUGGUGAAGACGUGUCAUCUGCUAUUGACAUCCUUUUUCAACAACGUGAAGUCGAAGAACAAGUUUCCAGGAGGCAAAAAACGAACCGGGAUGCUCACAAAACUCCACAUCCAAAUCGUCGUAGGUCAAAUACCGCACAAGCACAUUCUCCACGUGACGAUGACGAUUAUGAUGCCAACGAUAGUGAACCUGAACCUAGGUCACGCGGUCGAUAUCCAAAGAAAAGCUCUUUGGGUGCGACAAGAAGCAAUGUAUACGGAAUGAGCAUUUCCGAUGGAGAAAGUAGUGAUCGUUCGUCAUCAUCCUCGAAUUUUUAUCAGUCAAAAGAAAAACUUAUCUCAACGGCCAGCGAGUUUGGUUUAAGCGCAUUGAAAAAGGCGAGCACACUUUAUAAGCAAUCUAAAGAAAAAGUUAACAAGGCGAUAGAGGAAUUGCAAAAACAACAAGGAAAUUCAGACGAUGAUUUUAAAAGACCGAGGUGGAUGCAAGAUCAAUAUUUUCAAGAUUCAGACGAUUAUUAUUCAAGCGAAAAAUAUGGUGAUUCAACUGAUCAGCUCAACGACACAAAGUAUAGUGAUAAUAAGUCUAGGGAAAAAUACGGAAAGAUGGAGAGAUUCGGGAAGUUCAAGGACGCUUAUAACGACGAGUCGGGUGAAGAAAUUGGACGAUCAGACAAAUCCCCUAAUACGUUUAACAGCAUAAGUCGCGAAAUUCGAGAUAGACUGACCGGAAAAAAUGGUCUCAAUGUUUAUGACAGAUAUGGGAAUCUUGAGAGAUACGUAGACAGCGACAACACGAGUAACGAGAACGUUUCUAGCAUCAGGGCAAAUGAGAAGAUGAAGAAAUUGGAAAAAAUUCAGGAUGGCUACGAUGAGACCAGUAGUGAGGACGAACGAUCCCCUAAUCGUAAUCAUUUUGCACCGACCUCCUCUCGCUCUCGUAAACCUAUUUUCAAUGAUACUUCAUCGCAGAGACAAACACCGAAACCUCCUAAGCCUGUUGUGCCUCCGAAGAAAACAAAACCAGAUUUUGAGUCGACGUAUAUAUCACCUCGUCGACAUCAGAAAAACAAUUCGUCUAAAGUUGCCCGCGAAUCAUCACCCAUACCCGCAACUUCUUCAAAAUCUACCCCGAUUCCGCGCCCAGUAAUAUAUGCGUCUUCCGAACAAUUAGGUAACUUGGAAACCUACAAAAACAAAGGAAAUGAAGUAUUCAAACUUGGACAAUUUGAUGAGGCAGAGAGAUUUUAUUCACUUGCCAUCGAAUCAUUACCCGCUAAGCAUCUCCAGCUCGUUAUACUUUACAAUAACCGUGCGACAGCGAAAUUCAAAAAUGGAGAUCAUCGUGGUUGUGUUGUAGAUUGUAGUUCUGCGCUCGAACUAAUCGACGAUGUCACGCGACCGCCACCUCCAGGAGUCGAGGUAAAUUUAAGGGCACAAUAUGCGAAAGCGCUUCUUCGUCGCGCCUCCGCAUAUGAGUCAAUGGAGAAGUAUGACGAUGCGAAAAAUGAUUAUCAACAGUUAGUUAAUUCCGAUCCAAGCAAUAGCAGUAAAGUUAGCGAUGGACUGCGGCGUUGUCAGAUGGCAAUGAAAAUGAAUGUAAACGGAGAAGAUUCACCGGAAAAGGCGUCAAGCAAACAAACGCCCAAGUCCACGCAGAAAAAUAGCGACUUUGAAGAUCUCUCGUCGACUGCAACUUAUAAUAGCAAGUCAGAUUCCCGAAGUACCUUUGGUGUACCUCUUAAUGAGUAUGGUUUUAUCGAUCCAAAUAUAAACAUACCGUCAACAACGCCCAUAGAUCCAAAUAGUCCUGCAGUUAAGGAAUUAAGAGGUCAGGCACGUCAGCAGGAAUAUGAAGAAUCAGAGAGAUUGAGGCAUAAGGACAACGUGGAUCAGAAGAUAGCGCAAUGGAGAUUAGGAAAAGAAACAAAUAUUAGAGCAUUAAUUAGUAGCUUAGACAUGGUACUUUGGGAUGGAUUAGGAUGGAAAAAGAUUGGAUUGCACGAAUUAGUCACGCCUGCACAAGUUAAGAUUCGAUAUAUGAAAGCUAUCGGGAAAGUGCAUCCCGAUAAGCUAAGCACUUCAACUACAAUUGAACAAAGACUUGUGGCCAAUGGAGUAUUUUCGGCUCUAAAUAAUGCGUGGGAUGCGUUCAAGGCUCAAAAUAACAUGUAA
Messenger RNA from Acaulospora colombiana, 3168 nucleotides. The record is from the annotation of a GenBank genome assembly. NCBI's taxonomy places the organism in Eukaryota, Fungi, Glomeromycota, Glomeromycetes, Diversisporales, Acaulosporaceae.